Messenger RNA from Dunckerocampus dactyliophorus (ringed pipefish), 1877 nucleotides. It is a transcript of the gene atf4b, whose product is annotated as activating transcription factor 4b. Gene Ontology annotation, cellular component: nucleus; ATF4-CREB1 transcription factor complex; ATF1-ATF4 transcription factor complex. The coding region runs from base 270 to 1508 and encodes 412 amino acids. The record is from RefSeq and is a predicted model, not a curated record. Gene Ontology annotation, biological process: regulation of transcription by RNA polymerase II. Gene Ontology annotation, molecular function: RNA polymerase II transcription regulatory region sequence-specific DNA binding; DNA-binding transcription activator activity, RNA polymerase II-specific. Lineage: Eukaryota; Metazoa; Chordata; Actinopteri; Syngnathiformes; Syngnathidae. The transcript has 3 exons.
GCCAGCGCCAUUUUGCCUGUCACAGGAACAGAACAACAACCGCAUUCCAGGACACCGGGCUUUUGCCGAAAUGGCAGUGUGAACGUGUGCAGCGACCUUGCAGCCUCCAACAAAACAGUGCAUCCAACCAGUGCACUGAGUCACUUCUAAUUCAGCGAAAAUGUCGUCCCACGUGGAAACCCUCAGCACUGCUGCACGCGACAGCAUAAAAGAGUUUGGUGGCCUCAGAGCACUGUCACGCACUCCAUUUGUGACCAACAACAGUCACUAUGACCAUGAUGAUGACAAACUCACAGUUUGGCCUGGAAGACAUGGAGGCCCUACUAUGGGAGCCUUCCUUUCCCAUGGCUGACGCCGUGGGCUCGGUUGCGCUUCACUCUGACCUAGAGGACCAUCACAAAGGAGGACCAACCUCUGUGGAUGGAAUGGCAGCCCCAGUGUCACCUUUUAACUCUUCAUCUCAGUCUUCUUCCGCUUCUCCCCCAACCUUCUAUUCUCCCCCACACUCCCCGCCGGUUGUCCAAGGGAAAUCUGGGAUUUCAUCUGACGUGCUCCCCUGGUUGGCCAACCCUGGUCAGUUGAGAGAUGCCGAGGUGGUUUCAGGCGAUAGAAAAGAUGAUGUGUUUGGUGAGCUGAAGUGGAUGGCUGAAAGGGUGGAUCUGAGCGACUUUGACCUGGAUUCUCUGAUAGGCUCCUGCAGCCCAGACGACGAGUCUCCCAGCGACCCGGAUGACUUCCUGGCCUCCCUUGAGCUUGACUCGCUCCCGCUCCCAGCUCUUUCAAGUCUCGCCUCUACUUCUUCACCAGAUAUUCCUCACGCCCCCGCUGAUUCACUUGUUAACACACCAGAGCCUGCGUCCCACAAUGAGUGUGGUGUUCCCUCCACUGCCGCAUCUAUUCCAGAGCCUCAAGGGGAGUUUGAAAUCAAAUCAGAGCCAAGCGCCGCUGCCUCCCCUGCUUACACCCUGGACCUGGGCAGCGAAGUGGAUGUCCCCAUGAGUGAGACGAACCCAACGGCAGCAGCGGUGGUUCCUCAGGUUCAGAGGGUUGUGAUUUCCCUUUCACCUACCAGGAUUGUCCUUGUGCUAGCUCCGAAAGAUGACGCAGGGAUCCCCACCUCUGCAUCCACCGGGUGCGACACUAAUCAUUCCUCCCUUCCUCCGCGGUCCUCCAGAAGCCGCCCAUACCCUGACCCUAAGCGAAAAGAAAGCCUGUCUUUGUCCACAGUCAAAGUCAAGUCAUUCCCAAGUUCAUGUGCAGAUGAAAGAGCAUCCUCAAAGGCGCCAAAGAACAAGAAACAGAAGAAGAUGGAGCAGAAUAAGACGGCAGCGACUCGGUACCGGCAGAAGAAGAGGGCCGAGCAGGAUGCCCUGUUGACGGAGCACACGGUGCUGGAGAGGAAGAACGUGGAGCUGAAAGAGAAGGCGGAAUCUAUGGCCAGAGAGAUUGAGUACCUCAAGGAGCUCAUGGAGGAAGUCCGUGUGGCAAGAUUAAAGAGCGGCCCCUAGUGUUGAGCACUGAAGAUGUAGGCGUGUCACGGAGAGUUGGAGCAAUUUCUGCUCAGUUGUUUUCAUCUGUUGCAAACGUAAUCUGUACUAUGUCAUUUGUGCACAUUAUAUCCUGGUUUUGAGUAUCUCAUUUCUAACAUUGCUUUUAUCUUUAGAAUAUAUGUUAAGACUAGCAAGCACAGCUAACAUUGCUCUUACCUUUUAGAACGUAUGUAAGACUAGCAAGCACAGCGCAAAUGAACAUCCUUUGCAUGUUUCUCCAUUGACUCUGGGCCUUGUACAUUCGAGUUGGUCCUUUUUAUUUAAUGUUUUAAAUAUGUACUGAUAAAUGAACAUGAAUAAGGUUUUAAUAAAGAAGACAUUAAAUUC